Messenger RNA from Cordyceps fumosorosea ARSEF 2679, 2076 nucleotides. RefSeq names its product acetolactate synthase. Gene Ontology annotation, molecular function: flavin adenine dinucleotide binding; magnesium ion binding; thiamine pyrophosphate binding. Lineage: Eukaryota; Fungi; Ascomycota; Sordariomycetes; Hypocreales; Cordycipitaceae. The transcript is spliced from 3 exons. Gene Ontology annotation, biological process: L-valine biosynthetic process. Bases 1 to 2076 code for a protein of 691 amino acids. Gene Ontology annotation, cellular component: acetolactate synthase complex; mitochondrion. The record is from RefSeq and is a predicted model, not a curated record.
AUGCUUCGGAGUCGCCAGGCCUCCAAGGCCUUCAAGGUCUUGGGCCAAGCUCGCACCUUCACCUCCACAACGGCGCCCAUCACCUCCCGCGCUCAAAAAAAGCUGCCGUCGGCAUCGCAAAGAAAUAAAGCAACGGCCGCCACCGCCUCCUCAACCGCUAGCCCCGUUCGCGCCGUUCCCAGUCCCGCUUUCAACGCCGAAACCCAAGGCCAUGUCCAACCCCUCGUCAACCCCCGCAAAAGCGAAAUGGACGAGUCCUUCAUUGGCAAGUCCGGCGGCGAAAUCUUUCACGAAAUGAUGCUUCGUCAGGGUGUCAAGCACAUCUUUGGCUAUCCUGGCGGUGCCAUUCUCCCCGUCUUUGACGCCAUCUACAACUCCAAGCACUUCGACUUUAUCCUGCCGCGCCACGAGCAGGGCGCCGGCCACAUGGCCGAGGGCUAUGCUCGCGCUUCUGGCAAACCUGGCGUCGUUCUCGUCACAUCGGGUCCCGGCGCUACCAAUGUCAUCACUCCGAUGCAGGACGCCUUGUCUGACGGCACUCCCAUGGUCGUCUUCUGCGGUCAGGUCCCCACCACUGCCAUCGGGAGCGAUGCCUUCCAAGAGGCCGAUGUCGUCGGCAUCUCACGCGCCUGCACCAAGUGGAACGUCAUGGUUAAGAGUGUCGCCGAGCUGCCCCGUCGCAUCAACGAGGCCUUCGAGAUUGCCACUAGCGGCCGUCCUGGCCCCGUCCUUGUCGACCUGCCCAAGGACGUCACUGCCGGCAUCCUGAGACGCGCCAUUCCCACCGACACGGCCCUUCCCUCUCUUCCCUCUGCCGCUUCCCUGGCCGCCCUCGAGGUCGGCGACCGUCUCCUCCAGGCCUCCAUCCAGCGCGUUGCUGACCUGGUCAACAAAGCCCAGAAGCCCGUCAUCUACGCCGGCCAGGGUAUCAUCCAGUCCCCCGGCGGCCCCGAGAUCCUCAAGCAGCUCGCUGACAAGGCCUCCAUCCCCGUCACCACCACUCUCCAGGGCCUCGGCGCUUUUGACGAGCUCGACGAGAAGUCCCUGCACAUGCUCGGCAUGCACGGCUCCGCCUAUGCCAACAUGGCUAUGCAGGAGGCCGAUCUCAUCAUCGCCCUCGGCGCGCGCUUCGACGACCGUGUUACUGGCAAUAUUAGCAAGUUCGCCCCCGGCGCCAAGGCUGCCGCUGCUGAGAAGCGUGGUGGUAUCGUCCACUUCGAGAUCAUGCCCAAGAACAUCAACAAAGUCGUCCAGGCCACCGAGGCCAUCGAGGGCGACGUUGCCUCCAACCUGCGGUACAUGCUGGACUCGGUCGAGCCUAGGUCUAUGGAGGACCGCAAGGCCUGGUUCAGCAAGAUUGGCGAGUGGAAGGCCAAGUGGCCCUUGUCCGACUACGAGCGUACCGAGCGCGGCGGCCUGAUCAAGCCGCAAACAGUCAUUGAGGAGCUCAGCAACCUGACCGCAGACCGCAAGAGCGAGACGUACAUCUCGACUGGUGUUGGGCAGCACCAGAUGUGGACUGCCCAGCACUUCCGCUGGCGCCACCCACGCUCCAUGAUCACGUCGGGCGGCUUGGGCACCAUGGGCUACGGCCUGCCCGCAGCUAUUGGCGCCAAGGUUGCGCAGCCGGACGCUCUCGUUGUUGACAUUGACGGCGACGCCUCGUUCAACAUGACUUUGACGGAGCUCUCGACGGCUGCUCAGUUUAACAUUGGCGUUAAGGUGAUUGUGCUGAAUAACGAGGAGCAGGGCAUGGUGACGCAGUGGCAGAACCUCUUUUACGAGGACCGCUACGCGCACACGCACCAGUCUAACCCGGAUUUCAUUAAGCUUGCCGAGGCCAUGCGCGUGCAGUGCCGACGCGUUUCGGACCCGGCUGACGUGGUUGACAGCCUUCGCUGGCUGAUUGAGUCGGACGGACCGGCGCUCCUGGAGGUGAUGACGGACAAGAAGGUGCCCGUUCUGCCAAUGGUUCCCGCGGGGUCUGCCCUGCACGAGUUUCUCGUUUUUGACGGAGACAAGGACAAGGCCCGCCGCGAGCUGAUGAAGCAACGGACGUGCGGUCUGCACCAGUAA